Molecule: messenger RNA, 13559 nt
Organism: Tyto alba (common barn owl)
Lineage: Eukaryota; Metazoa; Chordata; Aves; Strigiformes; Tytonidae
Gene: SLC15A2
Product: solute carrier family 15 member 2
Exons: 22
Coding region: 83-2290 (735 amino acids)
Biological process (GO): transmembrane transport; oligopeptide transport
Cellular component (GO): membrane
Molecular function (GO): dipeptide transmembrane transporter activity
Source: RefSeq, a predicted model, not a curated record
CAAUUAGGGUUAACUCAAACUGAAUCAAACUUCAUGCCCAAGGUUGGAAGUCUUCCCAGUCAACUCACCACAGCCACAUAGCAUGGUGGGAGACAAGGCGAGAGGGGCGAUGAACGCUUUUCAGAGAAACGAAUCCAAGGAAACUUUGUUCACUUUUAUUUCUGCAGGAGAUGAUCCCCCCAAAGGAGAUUUCCCUGUUCAGAAAAAAUCCCCGAAACUCUGUGGCUCCAACUACCCCCUAAGCAUUGCCUUCAUCGUGGUGAAUGAGUUCUGUGAGCGCUUCUCCUACUAUGGCAUGAGAGCUGUCCUGACACUAUAUUUCUUAAGCUUCUUGCACUGGGAUGAGAAUCUCUCCACCGCUGUGUACCAUGCCUUUUCUGCACUGUGUUAUUUCACACCUGUCAUUGGAGCCAUCAUGGCAGACUCCUGGCUGGGGAAAUACAAGACAAUCAUCUACCUCUCCAUUGUGUAUGUGGUUGGCCACCUGAUAAAGUCAGUCGGUGCAAUUCCAUCCCUAGGCAACCAGGCGGUUCAUGUGGUCCUGUCUAUGGUUGGUCUGUUUUUGAUCGCCCUUGGAACGGGAGGUAUCAAGCCCUGUGUCUCUGCAUUUGGUGGGGACCAGUUUGAAGAGGAACAUACCUCGGAGAGAAGCAAGUUUUUUUCCAUCUUCUAUUUAUCCAUUAAUGCUGGAAGUUUGAUCUCCACGUUUGUAACUCCUGUGCUAAGAGGGGAUGUGAAAUGUUUUGGAGAGGAUUGCUAUGCACUGGCUUUUGGUGUCCCAGCAGCACUGAUGGUGUUGGCACUUGUUGUAUUCAUUGCUGGAAGUGGACUGUACAGAAAAACACCACCACAAGGGAAUGUCUUACUGGAAGUGUGCAAAUGCAUCGGUUUUGCUAUUAAAAACCGGCUGAAAAACCGGUCUCGUCAGAUUCCAAAGCGAGAUCACUGGCUGGACUGGGCAUCAGAAAAAUACUCGAAACAGCUGAUUGGGGAGGUUAAAAUGGUGACACGUGUUCUCUUCCUCUUCAUACCACUGCCAAUGUUCUGGGCCCUGUUUGAUCAGCAGGGAUCCAGGUGGACUUUGCAAGCCACAAAAAUGAAUGCUGAUUUUGGAAUAUAUGUCCUUCAGCCUGACCAAAUGCAGUUCUUAAAUCCUCUUCUUAUUCUUGUCUUCAUCCCAAUUUUUGACCUUGGGCUCUACCCCCUCAUAAACAUGUGCAAAUUUAAUUUCACACCUAUUAGGAAAAUGGCAACAGGUAUGAUCCUUGCAGGAAUGGCGUUUGGACUUGCAGCUGUUGUGGAAGUCAAAAUAAAUGAAACUGAUAUGCCUCGACUUGUCCCAGAAGAAAGUUUAAUUCGGGUUCUGAAUUUGGCAAAGAACCCUGUUCACGUGACAAUCCAAGACCAGGACCUAUUUCAGCAGCCCGUGGAGGCUUUUCAGAAUCCAACUGAAUACUCAAAAUUAAUACUGAAUGGAGAGGAACAGAGCCUUCUCCUCACCCUGCAACAUCAAGGAUUGUCUCUUGCUUUUAACUACACCGUGAAGGAAAAAUCAGUAUACAGCCUAAUUGUUUUUGAGGCAGAAGGAAGCCUAUCAAGCCGCUUAAUUACAGACUUGGAAGCAAAGCCAGAAAACGGUUUGGCAGCUGUUAGAUUCAUUAAUGGUUUGAGUCAAGAUGUCAACGUCACCAUUGACAACAAACAGUUCAUUGCUGUUCAGAAAAGCUACAGUGCUUCUGAGUACUCGCUGCUAGAGAGGGACAAAUAUAAUAAUGGAAAAUGCGUUACUGAAAUGGGAGAAUUCACACUGGAGCUAGGGCUGCUCGACUUCGGCGCGUCAUACACCAUUGCAAUAACUAAUGUUUCUGAAGGUGCUGUUAAGACAUGGAAGUCAGAAGACAUCAGAGCCAACAAUGUCCAUAUGGCUUGGCAGUUACCACAAUAUUUACUAAUAUCUGCUGGGGAGGUGAUGUUCUCCAUUACAGGUCUGGCCUUCUCCUAUUCUCAGUCUCCGGCCAGCAUGAAGUCGGUGCUGCAGGCAGGCUGGCUGCUCACAGUGGCUGUUGGGAAUACCCUUGUGCUCGUUGUUGCACAGGCUGCACCAAUGGCACAGUGGGCUGAAUUUGUCUUGUUCACUGUUCUCCUCUUUGCUGUGUGCAUUAUUUUCUCCAUCAUGGGAUAUUUCUAUGUCAGUGUGGAUCCAGAGGACCUAGAAGAAAAGGAAGAGAAGAAAGAGACCUCAAGCAGAGGAAACAUGAUUAGUCUUGUUACUAAGAAAACAAAGCUCUAACACAUGGGUUGGGAUUUUUUUUUUUUUAAACUCAGUAGAUGGGAGGGUAAAAGAAGGGUGGGGAUAGUAUUAUUUUAUACUACAACAUUGCAGUCUUUAUUACUCAAAAUGUAGCUACCUUCUAAAUGGGACCAAAUAGCCCUCUGUAAAAACAAUGGGGGUCCUGAAAUCAGAGCAAAACUCCCUGGGAAAGCUCCUCUGGUAUUAAAAGCCCUUGUAAGUAAAUACAGUGUAAUUUAAAACCUGCCUGUCUUUUAAAACAUGGAAUGCUUUCCUAUGAUUUUGUUUUAAACAUAUAUUUAGGGCAGCAGGGAGGAAGGGUAGAAGGAAUGCCAUAAGACAGCAAAAUUUGGAGAUGUUUGGAGAAAAGAAUUAAAACCCAGUAUAAGAAUUGGGGAAGAAUAGAUGUUACCGACAGAAGAAUUUUUAAUGCUAUCAUCAAGGACUGGAAGUGUUACACAGAAUCCCAGAGGAUUUAAUAAUGUAAUUCUCCUUAUGAGUAUUUCACCCCAUUAUUGCAUGUUAUGAAUGGUCUUGAUUUAUGACUUUCACCUGCAGACUCAGAAGUAAUAACAGGGAAUUAAAUUCUGCUGGCUAAAAUAUUCCCAAAACACUACUGAAGAAGAUAUGUAUGCUACCAGCUCUGUGAUACCCAUUUUUUCCUAGAAGUUUUUAGCAACUGAUGGUAUUUUUUGAUUAGAUGUGAUUAGAGAAUUGGUUUACGCUUUCUUAUUUCAGAAAUCCAGGCAGUUAUUUGCCAUGCUCCUAUAUAUUAAGCCUUUAUUGGGCAUUUCCUUUUAGAGCACCUGCCACUGCAAGUUAGGAUAUGGGUGAUUUCUUAUCUCAUGUUUCAGCUAUUCCCCACUGGGAGACACGUUGCAGCAGUUUCUAUAAAGUUCCAGGCAUCCUGCAGUGUGUUAAACAAGGAUGCACUUUAUCAUUUUUUUCAGUCUACAAAAGGAGACUAUGGCACAGGAAAUUUUUCUUUUUCCUCCCUGCUUCUCUGUCUCUCUGCCAAACUUUGGAUAUAGGUAUUUUGUUUGACUUGUGAUAUAAUUGUUUGAUUUUCCUCACUUGCGUGAAGCUGCGAUUUCAUGUUCUGCGUGGAAGUAAUUCAACCAUUGCUGAUCUAAUAGAACUCCUGAGAGAGUCCCUGCCUUCCUCUGUCGCUCCAAGGCUGCAGUUGUAACAGGUACGGCCUAAUUUACAGCAAGGUUGUCAAUAGGAUCUUCAGGUCACAGAGAAUAGAUCUUAAAUGAUGCUUCCCUUUUCCAUCUUGGCAUUGACCAUAGGUGGUUGCUGAUGCUUUGAUUCAGGAGAUCAUGAAAUGCAUGUUUAAUUUAAUUCCUGUUCAGGACAGUGCUAGGGAAUAGGCUUAGCUUGACACUUUUUCUGCUUUAAUAUGCUGCCUUGUGUGUGUGUGUCUUUUUGACUAAGACUGAGAAAACCCCACUUUUUAGUUUAUAACUGGAAGACUCACACCCUCAAAUUGUUUUCUUUGCUUCCUGUUGUAAAUGGUCAUGAACUUCCACCACUAGUUCUGCAUAAGCUCCUGCCUGCUGUGAAAUAACGUCUGGGUCUUGUGCCAGAGGGGGACCGUGGUCUCAGAUAAAUGACAACAGGCUGCGGGUGUGCACACAGAAACACUUAAUGUGGUUCAGUUGAUGCAGAGCCAUUUAUUAAGCUGUGGUGGCUGGAUCCAGGCAGCUGAACCCUGCUACGCAGCAGGGAAUGAAGGGCAUUGAAAGCCAUCUAUUAGGUCAUCCAACCUGCUCUUCAGAAGCCGAGUGAGGAUUAUUCCCUCCGCUCCUUUCUGGUAUUGUUGUCCUGCCAUGAUUCUUUGUGUGGGUUCUUUCUCCUUCAGGCAUUGUUGUUUUCCUAAUCCUGUUUUAUGAUACACUGUGAAUCAGCUCAGAGGCUGCUGAAUCAUUCUGCUAUGAUGCUGUUUGACCAGUUUCCAAUCUGAAGCACUAAUAGAGAGCAUUUCGUCCUCCCCCCUGCAAACAAAACAAAAAUCCCCAUACUGAAGGAAUGGACUGGCUCCAGUAGCACUGAACAAACAUAAUUUAGAAUUAUUGGAGCAUUUAAUUUUUUAUAAGCCUUGAAUUUGGAAGUAUGUUGGGGUUUGAGGGCAUAUGUGGUGAAGAGACAAUUGAAAAUUAUUGGAGCACUUUACUUGGGAAGCACUUGGUACAUCACAGCUCAAAGUGGCAUGAGGGAAAGCAAGGUGUCCAGAGGACACAAUCUUUAAGACUACAUAUGCUCAAGAAUCUCUUGAGUUUUAUGUUUUAUUUCCCUACUGGCGGCACUACCAGAAGCUGUCACACACUCUGAGCUUAAUUUAAAGGAAUCAUUCCAAACUCAUAAAAGAUACAUUUAGGAUGUCAUCUGUAUCUGCUUUUUAGACUCCUGAUGCCAAAUUGCCCCUUUCCAAACAUCACCGUGUUCCAAACCAUCGCCAUAAUGCUGGGGGGAGAAAAAUUGCAAUUCACAGUUGGGAAGGUUAUGAACAGGAAGGCAAUGCUAUGAAUAAAGUGCUAACAUGAGGCUGGGGGCUGCUCCUGCAGCCCCUCUGGGGAAUUGCUUGCCCAGGGGAGUGUAAGGCUCUGUUCACAUUUCCCUUUCAGCUGACACUGUUACUUCUUCCCACCUGCUCAUCAUCACCUAUUGGAAUUUUUGUCUUCCCCCAAUCUGCCUGUUUGGUUGCUGGUGUGAUCCUUCCCCACUGUUUCAGCUGCAGUUGUAAAGCUUUGCUAAUUGGACCCAUUUAUUUGAAAGGCACUAGCAGUUUGGAUGGAUUUCCAGUGGGCAUUCCACUGGAGAAGAUGGCAAAAUAGCACAUUCAGCAUAGCACUUCUCCAGUUUUAGAGCCACAAUUCCAUCCCCAGAGCUCCUCAGUCAUUUUCAAGUUUACUCAAGACUGGAUCAAAGAUUUAGGACCUGAUUCUGUGGAGUAUUGAGGUCUCUGGGUUUUUCUUCCAUAGGGCCAGCUCAGAGAUGGGGCCGUGUACAGCUAUUAACACCCAAUUUUAGAACAAUAUUCCUUAUUCCUCCUGAUUUUUUGAUUUGGGAUUAGAGGGAGAAGCUAAAAUAGUGAUAGUAUACGUAAAGCUAUGUGGACUUCUGUAGAGAAAUAGCAGCCUGCUGUCUGUCCAGCUUUGCCCGUCACUGAAGGGAGUCUCAGCUGUUGGUUGAGUUUGUCCUGGAGCAGAUUAGGGAAAGUUCACACCAGCUGCUUUGAAGGCUGACCUACAGAAUUUACCACUUCCAGCUAAGGGACGGUAAUGAGCUGGUGGGGAUCUAUAGGUAUGUUGCUGCACAAGCCUUCAUGGAGAUUGCAGGGGUUUGACUUCACUGUGGAAAUAUGUGUAUUUAUCUGUUUUUCUGAAGGAUGCUUUCUGAUAAAGAUUUUUUGUGCAGCAAAUUUUCCUUCAGUUGCGCUGGCUGAUACUCAACACAUUUUCCCCCUUAGCGGGUUGUAAGUGUGGCCAGUGUAAUUUUCAGCUUUCCAUGAGAUAAUCAUAAAAAUGAGAUUUCAAACUCAGCAAAACAACUUCUUGGCUGUGGGUUUGUUAAAUUUACCUCUUCAUUGUGAGGCAGUCGAAUGCCUUUUGGUAUCAAGCUGCUCUGUGCAGCUCAAGGGGCUUGCAUCUCUCUUUUCUUCCCACUCCCUUUCCCCACAGUCCCAGAUGAUGAGUUUUGGAGGAUUCCAGAGGAUGAGCCCUGAGAAGGCUGCAAGGGACUGGCUCGGAUGCAGCUGGUGUGUGCUGUCAGCCCUGGGGCUGGGCAAGGUAGCCUGGGGCAGAGCUUGCCCUGGUAGAAGACAUGGUUUUCUUGAGCAGUGAUCAGGAUGUGAGUUUUAUUGUGAAAGUGAAACGUGAGCAAGUGAAAGGAAAAGUUUUCACCGGCCUUGCCUUUGGCCUGAGGGGCUGUGCAAAGAGGCUGGAGACUGCUGGGCAGGAAGGAAAGAAAGGGCUAUUUGGUCACGAUCUUCCCAACUCCUCAAUGAACAGCUGAAAUUCCCACAUCGAAUUGAUUGGAGAGAAGAUGAGAUGGGAGAAAUGGAAAACUCAGAUAAUUAAAUAGUGGAUGACUUCAGACCUUUCAGAAAAGUUCCUAACUAGUAGCAAGGGGCCAUUGGGGGAGUUAGUCGCUCCUGGCUUGAAAACUGGUUCAUCAUUCCAGAGUUUUGCAAAAACCAGCAUACAGACCUUUGUUGGUGGGUCUGCAGUGACUGGAGGAGGAGGCAGCUGUGCUCCUGGUAACGCCUCCACAAUCUAUGGCAACCACCACCUUAGCUUGGGACAGAAAAAAACAGCUGAAGGUGUAUCACAGACGAGAGUAACACAGAAGGGAGAGCUACAUUUUAGGGGUAGCUAACAGGUGGUUUUAGCCAGGGUCAUACACAGAGGAAUAAUCUCCUUUUCAAUCUGUGUUGAAUUUCUCUGCCUAGCUACAAGAAGCACUUUGUAGCACCAGCAGUUUAAACCUGGGAGUUCAGCUCCAUGGCAAACACCACAGCUGCUGAAUUUUGGAUGGUACCAGUCUCUGCAUUUCAUUAUCACUACAUUUGUUAUUGUGAUAUAAUUUUAAAACAGCAUUUAGGAGAUGUUUCUGGUCCCAGAUGUUGACAGAUCUGGACAGGGUUUUGCAUGUUGAUAGCUGGAUUUACUCUUGUCUUUCAUGUGAACAUGUGAGAUAAACCUGUCAUGUACAAGUAGAUGUUGCAGGGCCUUUGGAUUUCCCCAGCAAUUUAGAAAAAAACCCCAAAUCCCUGGUGAAGCUGGCUAAGCAUGAACUGUGGCAUUACUUCCUUGUCAGAGCCACCCACGUGCUUUGUAAAGCAGGGACCCUCAUUCAUCUCUUGCGAGGUGCUUCCCAGGAAGACAAAAAUGGGGGAUACCAUUAAACAUUUUGCCCUGAGAAGGGCUCGUGCUGCAAUACAGAAAUUGCAUUGAAGGAGAAUAAUUGCUUUGCUUAAAAUCCCUCCUUUCUCACCAUCUCAGGUGGUCAACAAGGAAUGAAACAAGUUGUUUCUUAGUGAGCUUUCAGUCAAGGAGCUGCUGCAUCUUCUCAAGGUCUUUCUAUGCUGUGUUUCACCAGCAGAUCAACAUUUACCUGCCUUUAGUACCUGUAGAUCAGGAGGUUGCCAGGAUGCAGUGCAGCCACACUGCAGGCUCCCACUAUCAGCUGAUCAACUCCGAUCUCUUCAUUUUUAAUGAAUAGUUUUAGCGGUUAUCCUGCAGGGCUCAGUCAGAAUUUGUCUAAAUUUAGGCAAAAACUAAAGAUCUGAGAGAACUGUAAUCAACAAGAUAAAUGCAAAACUCUCAAAAAACCUGCUAAAACACUGGUUUAGUGCUUAAUUAAAAUUUUAAUAUGCUUACAGAAAAUAAAAACCUAAACCAGAAUGUAGCAAUUCAGUUGGAGUAAUGAGGAGCUGCAGUUGGAAUCCAGCAGCGUGGCAACUGGCAGCCAAACUGAAGACACAAAAAUCAAGCAAACAUCACUUUUUAGAUUAUUUUUUGUCAUUGCAUAUGUUGUUCAGUCUGCUUGGCCUGUCCUGUUCAAUCUACCCAUGUGUCUAAGGAAAAAGGAGUCGAACUGACUUGUGGAAGAGAUGUACCCCUCCCAAGCUGCAGUUUGGUUUUCCUUUUGUUGCAGACUCCCAAGUUAGCUCCAAAUGACUCCUCUCACUAGCAGUCAGCCCCCUCAGUCCCACAUGCUGAGCUUCCCUCCCCAGAAGUCACUCAGACUUCUCCCUGGUGACUUUGCCAGCCCUCAGCACCUUGCUCAUUCUUCUUCUCAUGCAGCCUCUCUGCUGCCAGGGACAGUGUGUCCUGCUGGGGGUUGUCCUGGGUAAUGCUGCCUGCUUUCCUGCAGACAGAAAAACUUCUCACCCAUGGGACUACUGUGUCUGAGCAGAAAUCAUGCAGAGCCAAAUAUUUGGGUGGUAACAGGGCAUCUUCCCUGGUUUGCUUUGGCUCUGCUUCUUGUCACAGCCUCGUAUGAUCUGAUGCAUCUUCUGUAGGCAAAUUGGUUCAGAAGCACUGGGGUAAUCCAGCAUCUCUGUGUGUCCCUCCAGUCUAUCCUGUGCCCAGUCAGUUGCCCACAGUCAGCCCUUGUGUUGUGCCAUGUCAAGCUACAGGAACUUCUGGACCAAAACACUACUGUUACCAGCCAUGGGGGGUCCGUUUGUGCUGCCUGUGGCCUCAGCCUGCUUUACUUGGCCUUUUCUUAUACAUUACUUAUGGUCAGGCUGCUCCUUCCAGCCUCCCGCUUGUGCUGGAGGCUCUGGACACCUCCCCUGCCAGACAGAUUGUGAGUCUUUCUCUUGCAGAGAAGUAGGAGAAAGUCACUUGGUUCGUGUUCGUCACAGCACUAGUGUGUGGUCAGUGGGCUGCAUCUGCAACCACAGAUGUCCCAUCAGUGUGGACGAGGCAGCUGGUGAAAUGGGGCCGGCUCCUCUGCCAGCAGUGCUGGCACAGGGACUGCUGGUGUCAGUAGGACUGGCUCUGUGGCCUUCCCAGACUUGACUGGGCUGUUUUAAAAUCCAGUGUCAAUGUUUUACUGGAAGACCUGUGUUAUUACCAUGAUGCUGCUAGCCUUCAGCUUCUGAACCUGCUGGGCGAGGAGCAGCAGGCUGUGUUCCCGGGCAGAGCUGUUCCUCCUGACGCAGGGACCUGUGCCGGUGCUGCUCGCCCAUGGUGGGGCACUUUCUGCUCCUUCUUCAUCUACUUGACCAGCUCCAGUGACCAGGCCUCGGGUAAUGGGUAUCUCCCAGACCUCGCUGUGUUAUGUGCCCACCCACAAGGGAUGUUUCUUCGAGUGGAAGUCAGUUUGGUUCCUUUGAGCUCCGAUUGCCCAAAUCUGCCUGGAGCCUUUGUUCAGGCUCUUUCCCUGUUUAACCUGUGCAUCAAAACACUUUCCAAAUAGGCCUUCAUGCUGUCCUCACUGAAGGCAGAAACCUCUCAAAGGUGCUGUGCCAAUAUGGAUUUUUCCUGCCUAAGUUGGAGGUGAAACAAGCCAGCAGGAAUUCAGCAGGCGCCAGGAGCUGCUGCCUUUCAAAAACGCAAGUUGCUGUCAGUCACAGUGGCUCCCGACAUGCGAGGCCAUGCAGUCCAGCUCCUGCUGUGCCCUGAGCUCAGCAGAGGCCAGCGGAUGCUCAGAUGCCUCUCUGGGGGUGGCAGCUCACAGGUCCCAGCACUGGCUACCCCACCUAUGUGCCAUUCAUGGUCUGUCAAUGCCAGCUUUGCUUCCUGACACUUCAUACAGCCCAAAACCUGCAGAGCAAAGAGAAGAAAGUUCCCUCUUUCCACAAACUGUAUUUAAUUUGCAUUUCCCCCCUCCUUUCUCAUUCACAGCCAGUGUCGUUAGCUGCCCUGUUAUUUCAGGGCUGGCCAAGGGAGCUGUGCAGUCCCCACAUCUCAUCGCUUCCUUGGAGAAAGGAGAGGUCGAGCCUCUCCCACUCUGCCCACCCACGAGCAUCUUCCUGGAAGCUCUCCUCAAAUUCAGGUCCCCCACUCCUCCAGAGAGCACUUCCCUCAUGAGACCAGUGAUUUGACAUGUUUUUAACCAGCCAGGCUCUUUGUAGGGAUUAGCCAGCCUGGGUAAUAUUUGCGUUUCACCCUUUGCUGUCUGCUGGCUGUGGCUUUACUUUUGGAGCUAAUGUCACUGUUUUUCUUUCCCCCCUGCAAAGCUUGUCCUGAGCACCUGCACUCUAUGUAUAGAAUAACUAAAUGGCCUUGCAUGUUCGAAGGCAGAUUAGUCCCUCUAUCUUCUACCAAAACUUUGACAGUGUCAUGAAGAAACUCUCUGCUCUAAUGGUGCCAGCAUAGUCCUUUACAUCCCUACUGGAUCCCUUCUUUGGCCCUUCUUUGCACCAUCAUUUCGUACAUGCUGGUUAAAACCAAAGGGCUUGUACUUAAUUUCUCACACCCUGCAGCACUCCUCAAGCUUCUGUAAUGCAGGCUCUGAGUUCCCUCUUCUGUUUGAGCUGAAAACUAUUAAAAGCUGUUGAGAGCUUCAGUACCAGCUGUUUUUUGUCUAGUAAAGUUUUUUUUUUUUUCCAGAUUUUUUACUGUGUUCACAUCCAUCCCUUACAACUACGGAAUGAAACACUACUCUUGUCUUUUCCUGUCAACCUUCACUUUUGUGAACAAGGUUGGGCUUUUAGCUUUUCCAUAAAAACCUUAUCUUCAGUGCCUUUAGUCCUAAUGCUGUUGAUUGUUCAGCAUCCCUUGAAGCUAGGGAUUUGGGCUCCUUCCUUUGGGUUUUUGCUUCUGUCUGCUCAGCAUUUCUUAGCUGGUGUCACUGUACCACACCACCUGGGGCCCGUUGACCUACUGGGCUGAAAAGGACCAGAAAAGUCAUCCCAGUGGUUUAAAAAGAUGUACCUAGACUGAACCUGCUCAACUCUGAAAGUUUUCAGCGCUUUUUCAGAUUGUUAGAGGAAGAGCAGGCACUUUUCCGUGUAGGGGUGUGCUCUCAUGCCUGCUGUGUCCUGCUCUGGCUGCGCGGGGACGCUGCCAGGUCAGCGCAGCUCUGCCAUCCCUGGUGCUUUGCUCCUUGCUUCCCCCUGGCUCUGUGUUUUCUGGCUUGAAUUCAUCUGUUCUGGUCCUCUUUUUGGUAGGUCUCUCACAGUAGUGAUAUUCACUCUGAGGGCCCCAUUGGCUCCAACAAGUUAUCUGACCAGUCUCAUGAUGUUACUUGUGGUGACGCCCAUCACAGGGUUUAUUUUGCCUUUUCAGUCUCCACUGUUGUUCCCGUUUUCUGCUGUGGUUUCUAUUGAUUGUCAAGCUCUUGCCAAUUUUGUCUUCCUCAUCAUGGCUAACCAUUAUCAAUGCUGUGCUUGGAGUGCAAGUGCCCUUCACGCCACAGAUCUGCAAGCUAAGUAAACUUAGCAAAUCAUUAGGGCAGACUUUGACCGCUCCUGUCUCCAUCAAAGACUGGGAUUAAAUUAGGUCCCUUUGAUAAACUGAGCUGAUGGGCCAAUUUGGAUUGCACGUGUGGUAUUAUGAGUCUCACGGGGCUUAUGAUUAAAGACAUAAGAGAAUGCAAUUAUUUAGAGAGCUACUGGUAGAUUGCUGUAACUCACUAGUCACUUUAUCAGAACAAAAGAAGAUCCCAAUUCUGCAGGGUGGCAGGCAGCUCCUGGGAAGUGUCUGUGAGCCUCUAAUUGCUGGGGGAGGUGAGAGUUGUGUUUAUCUCCUGCAGAUGUGCAUGAUAACACUGCUGGGGGGGGGGGCGAACGCCACUCCAACCAUUUCAGUCCCCAAGGCACUUGCUCCAGGAGUGAAACCUUUCACACAGCUGCCUUCUUCAUCUCUUUCUACAGUUGCUUGUGGUUUUUUUCCCCCAUAAACUGCAGUUGGCUUUGCAGCAAGGUAGAGGUCAGCUGGGUUUCUUUACUGGACUCUAAUCGAAUCCUGACCUGCCCAGGGAGCUCAGUGCAAUCUAGGCUGACUCCCUGCACCAAAUCUUCAAGCCUGGGGCUGGAUCCUGACCCGGUAGGAAGAGCUCUGUUAUUUUAGGCUCUGCAUCAGGCCCUGAAGAUGAGAAAUGUCUGACUGGACACAAAUACAAUUUUGCCUGUUUUUUUCUCUCAGGUUACUGAGUCAGAGCUGGAUGGCAUAUGUAAUUGUAGUAGGGCUAUUCUUCUCUCUUAUUUUUUUAAAAGGAACAUUCAUGCUGUGCUUUAAUUACAACAUUUAGAAUAUGUCCAAAUAGCUUGAGCUCAAAUUGAUCUUGUUUUUCAGCCAGGAAGGUUGUUUUUCAUCUAUUAUAAUAAUAAAUGUGCUAUUGAUAAUAAUUUAGGUGCAAUACAGCAAAGCUUUGUGUUAUGCAUCAGCUCUGGAAGGCCAAAUUUUCCUUAUUAUCCGUUAUUGAUAUGACAGUUUGCAAAUAUUUAACAAACAAAUUACCAGCUUUCCCUUGUUCCCCUCUUCGUUUUCAAUCUCAGUCUUUUUGACAGCUGAAUUCAGGAUUAAUGACAAUCUUGUUUAAGACAAUUGUUUGCUAGCAGGUUUAUUCUUUAAACCUACAAGUGCAGUAGGAGAACUGGCACUGGCACUUUGAAUUAAAUCUCAUCCUUGAAGCAAAUUUUUUAGCUUUAUUCCCUCUGAUUCUCCUAAGUAGAAAUCGGAUUUGCCUGCUAAAGUGCUUAGACCUGUUAUUAAUUUCUUGGUUUAUGUAGUCAAUUUAAAUAUAGAAGCUCAACAUAUGAGGGGUUGGCAAAAGGAGCUGUUUUUCUCUCCCAGCCCGGAGCUUGCUGGGCCUGUUCAGAUUCUAAGUGCUUUAAGAGACAGGUCCUCUCUGAGCACAAGCAUGGGAGCAAGGAGACCACCUUGAGCCUCCAUAGAAAAGAGAGAUCUAGAACAACAUGCUGGACUUGGUCCUCAAUAAAGCACUGGAGGCAGCACUGGGAAACAUGCAGUCCAGGCCUGGGACUGGUAAAACACAUCCAUGCUCUGCAGCAGCUUCCUCCCUGCCUGCUCCGGGUCUGAGCACAGGGUAAAGGGAAGGGAAAGGGCUAAAGUGCCAACAUCUGCCUGGGAAGGUUGUUUCUCAUGUAGAUGGCUGCAGGUGAAACAAGGAGGGUGCUACACCCCGUGGCAAAGCCUGAUGCAUCCCCCAGCUGGAUCAGGGGCAUCUCCUGGGGGAAAACACAGCACCAGAAUAGAGACUCAAAGAAAACGUGAAGCACCCCCUUUGGAGCACGUGCAGGGCACUGGGCCAUUUCUGCCCUGCGGUUUCUGACCGUAGGCUUUGCAUACACAAUACAGGAAUUCACUAGUGUGUAAGCCAGGCUUUGGAGAUGAGAAGUGAGUUUGUUCUCAAGUAAAAUCACCUUUUGUUAGCAGAAAAUCUGAGAGUUGGGUUCCCCAAGGGAACAGUGUUUGAAAAUCACAGGUGAUUAAAUGAUAACACAUUAGAGAGGUUUUUGGGGGGGUUGGUUGUUUUUUUGUGGAGGUUUUUUUUGUCUGUUUGCCUUUUGGAUUUGGGAAGGUGGAUGCUGUACAUAAAUUUCUCUACAACUGACCUGGCCGCAAACUUUUUGUUUUAAUGCAAGAAAAUCGGAGACUUUCCUUAAAAGAGAAGCCCCCCAGGAGUUCUAAAAUACUAAAUGUCACACCAGCAAAAAUUACUAAAGCUGGUAACUCCGAGUGUAGCAUAUCACAUUGGUCUUAAGCAAAAAUAAGCCAAAUCAAACAAGACUUGAUGGAACAGAAUAAAAGCAGGCCAGCACGACAGCUUGGCUUGAAACAAUGUA